AUGUACUUUUAUCACAUUUUCCUGAUUCAAUUCUUUCAUCGACUCGAAGCUAUUGUUACAAUUUGUCCCUCUACCGUUUUCACAACACAACAAAUCCUCACUGGCAUCACCACUUUAUCAACGAGAAUACCAAGCACGAGUGUAACAUUCCCGACCACAGUCAUCACCACACCCACAACAACCUUGUUGACCACAACGAGUUUAUCUGCUUGCGCCUUUUGCGACCAAGCCGAUAUCACGAUUGAUCUCAACACCUCGGGAUUUGCUGUGCCGUUUUCCAAUGAUUCAACAAUGUUGGUGAAUGGGUGUUUGGUGAGAACGUUCACGUGUUCAUCAGUGUCACAAAAUGGGGUGGUGAUCAUUUCGGUAAAUGGUGCACAACCGCAAGACUCGGAUGUGGUCGAUGGAAUUGGAUCGAUAUCGAUUCAAUUGACAUGCGAUGAGGAUUCACAAUGGGAAUAUCUCGCCGAUCCAAACGUUCCGACAUCGAUGUUUGUGGUGACGACGGUGAUGUGUGAAGAUUUACAA
Messenger RNA from Mesorhabditis belari, 528 nucleotides. The record is from the annotation of a GenBank genome assembly. Lineage: Eukaryota; Metazoa; Nematoda; Chromadorea; Rhabditida; Rhabditidae.